Messenger RNA from Synchytrium microbalum, 1212 nucleotides. RefSeq lists its product as uncharacterized. Bases 1 to 1212 code for a protein of 403 amino acids. Gene Ontology annotation, cellular component: membrane. Gene Ontology annotation, molecular function: chitin deacetylase activity. The record is from RefSeq and is a predicted model, not a curated record. The transcript is spliced from 7 exons. Gene Ontology annotation, biological process: carbohydrate metabolic process. NCBI's taxonomy places the organism in Eukaryota, Fungi, Chytridiomycota, Chytridiomycetes, Synchytriales, Synchytriaceae.
AUGUCAUCCAUUUCAACUGUACUGGCCAUAGUCCUGGGACUGCAGGUUCGAUUAAGUAUCGCUCAACCACCAGCAAUUACAAUGCCUGCAGCUUGGCCACCAGCAGAUGAAACAGUCAUGAUUGCAGAUCAAUAUCUUCAGGACCCGCUGGUGACGAACGCACUUGCCUACGUUCAGUCUGUCGUUGAUCCCAGCAUAUUGGGAAUAUUACCAUCAACAUACAACAAUUUAGCCAAUGUGACAUACCAUGCAGACGCGACCGAAACCUGCUACUGGCCAAGGGGAGGAUGUACAAGGGCUUCUGAUAUCGAAUACUGUCCCUCAAAUUACCAAUGGGGCUUAACAUACGAUGAUGCUCCUUCUAUCAACCUGGUCAACGGAACAAACUACAAUGAUACUAUUGCUUUGGUCAACCUCCUUGGAGAGCUGGAUAUUAAGGCUACAUUUUUCGUUGUUGGCACACAAGCCUGGUACUUCCCAACAGGCGUCCAAGCCAUACUAAAUGAAGACCAUCACCUCGCUUCUCAUACAUGGUCACAUCACCCAAUGACAAGUUUAACGAAUGGCCAAGCAAUUGCCGAAUUGAUGUACACACAGGCCCUAUUGUAUAACACCACCGGAUUACUUAUGCGAUACUGGAGGGCUCCAUAUGGUGACAUUGAUGACAGGAUACGAGCUAUCGCAUCUGCUUUGGGAUUUGUGCAUGUAGCUUGGAAUGCUACUUUCGAUUCGUUUGAUUCUGAUGUGGCUGCCAAUGCAGCAGGAUACACAACAGUCAUGUCUAGAGUGACAUCUUGGCUCAAUCAACGAGCACCAUUAAUAUCAUUGCAACACACCUUGAACCAAUUUGAAUCUGGGACAUCCGCUUCUGUUUUGAGACAAAUUCAGAAUGAAGGAGGAAUACAAAACUCAAUCAUGACCAUUCCGCAAUGUCUCGGUGACCAAAUGUGGUAUAAAAACAAGAACAUCACCAAGAUUUUCAAUUCUUGCACAAUUCCUGGUGGAGGAUGUCCCGACACAUUUGCCAACACCAAGACUAUCACCAAUAGUACUAUUGCUUCAAAUACCUCAUCGCCUACCGGUGUAGCACCCGGUAACAUCAUCAGCACCACAAGCACCAGCAGCACCACAACAAGCGACGCAUCACCAUGGAACGGUUUCUCAUUAGUCAGCAUACCGACAAUACUCAUUCUGUCGAUUUUGAACUUAUAA